Messenger RNA from Paramormyrops kingsleyae, 1050 nucleotides. It is a transcript of the gene kcne4, whose product is annotated as potassium voltage-gated channel, Isk-related family, member 4. Gene Ontology annotation, molecular function: delayed rectifier potassium channel activity; voltage-gated potassium channel activity involved in ventricular cardiac muscle cell action potential repolarization; potassium channel regulator activity. Gene Ontology annotation, biological process: potassium ion export across plasma membrane; ventricular cardiac muscle cell action potential; regulation of ventricular cardiac muscle cell membrane repolarization. NCBI's taxonomy places the organism in Eukaryota, Metazoa, Chordata, Actinopteri, Osteoglossiformes, Mormyridae. The record is from RefSeq and is a predicted model, not a curated record. Gene Ontology annotation, cellular component: membrane; voltage-gated potassium channel complex.
UCCGCGUCAUCCGUGACACCCCGUCGCCCCAGAGCUACUUAAAGGGACCCAGCUGCGGCUUCGGCUCACACGACAGCCGUUCAGCCAGCGAGCCGAUCUGCAGUGUGGAACCGUCGGAUCUUCAGCAAAGCCUCUUACCGAAUGCUGACGAUGGACAUCGUUCUCAACAACACCUCCCCGGCCCUCUCCGUGCCCCCACAGCAAACCGGCAGAUCCACCGCAAGCACCCCCGGCAGAGGGAGCGGCAAUGAGUAUCUGUACAUUUUAAUAGUCAUGUCUUUCUACGGGGUCUUUCUCUUCGGAAUCAUGCUGGGCUACGUGCGCUCCAAAAGGAGGGAGAAGAAGAAGUCCAACGUGUUCACCAGACUGCUGCACGAAGAGGAGCAGCGCGAAUGGGGCGCCCUGCAGAAGAAACCCAGCCUCACCCUGCCCACCAUCUCAGGCCUGAGGUCCGUCCAGGUGUCGCUUCCUUUCAAGGGACACGGGUGCGACGGCCGGCUCCCCGUUCCGCUGUCUUGUGCGCUGUGUACCAUGGAGCAAAGCAGCGUCAGCUCCCUUUGCUCCUCCGCCGACGUGCACUUCGCCAUCGAGGAGGAAUCCGACAGCCCAGAGGAGGUGGCCGAGGAGGUGGUGAAGACGGCGCCGCCCGGCAGCGAGGAAAACCUCAAAGCGGCUUCGUGAUGGUGGAGGACGGUGAGCCGCCCCCAGAAGCGCCGCUGUCUCACGGGCAUCAGAAACAGAUCUGGAGCUGAUGGGAAGCGGACACGGUCAUAGGAGACGGGGAAUCAGCCGAGUAUUUCUGACUGCUGCGACGCGCCUGGAACCCACUUGAACCCUUAUACUAGUUUUUCUGGUGAAAUAGAUUUUUUUUUUUUUAGAUGUGCACCAUGUGUUUUUUUCCCCCUGUAGGCCUAUUAACACGCCUGUUUUCGUAUUGUGUGUGUAUAUAGAGUAAAUUAAGAGGUUUUGUAAAUAUGUUAAUUUUAUUCAUUUAUUUAUAAACGUUAAUUGAAUUCACUUUCUCUAUGUUUAAUAAAUCAUCCAAAUCUA